Molecule: messenger RNA, 3065 nt
Organism: Oncorhynchus keta (chum salmon)
Lineage: Eukaryota; Metazoa; Chordata; Actinopteri; Salmoniformes; Salmonidae
Exons: 3
Coding region: 5-2233 (742 amino acids)
Source: RefSeq, a predicted model, not a curated record
UUGAAUGUCCAACGUUCCACCACUUUCUUUGGCUACAGGGUAUUUCAUUACGGGCUAUUUCAUUACGGGCUAUUUCAUUACAGGCUAUUUCAUUACGGGUUAUUUCAUUACGGGUUAUUUCAUUACAGGCUAUUUCAUUACAGGCUAUUUCAUUACGGGCUAUUUCAUUACGGGUUAUUUCAUUACAGGCUAUUUCAUUACGGGUUAUUUCAUUACGGGCUAUUUCAUUACAGGUUAUUUCAUUACAGGCUAUUUCAUUACGGGUUAUUUCAUUACAGGCUAUUUCAUUACGGGCUAUUUCAUUACGGGUUAUUUCAUUACGGGCUAUUUCAUUACGGGCUAUUUCAUUACGGGCUAUUUCAUUACGGGUUAUUUCAUUACGGGCUAUUUCAUUACGGGCUAUUUCAUUACGGGCUAUUUCAUUACAGGCUAUUUCAUUACAGGCUAUUUCAUUACAGGCUAUUUCAUUACAGGCUAUUUCAUUACAGGCUAUUUCAUUACAGGCUAUUUCAUUACAGGCUAUUUCAUUACAGGUUAUUUCAUUACAGGCUAUUUCAUUACAGGCUAUUUCAUUACAGGUUAUUUCAUUAUAGGUUAUUUCAUUACAGGCUAUUUCAUUACAGGUUAUUUCAUUACGGGCUAUUUCAUUACGGGCUAUUUCAUUACAGGUUAUUUCAUUACAGGCUAUUUCAUUACAGGCUAUUUCAUUACAGGCUAUUUCAUUACAGGCUAUUUCAUUACGGGUUAUUUCAUUACGGGCUAUUUCAUUACGGGCUAUUUCAUUACGGGCUAUUUCAUUACGGGCUAUUUCAUUACGGGCUAUUUCAUUACGGGCUAUUUCAUUACGGGCUAUUUCAUUACAGGCUAUUUCAUUACGGGCUAUUUCAUUACGGGUUAUUUCAUUACAGGCUAUUUCAUUACGGGUUAUUUCAUUACGGGCUAUUUCAUUACAGGUUAUUUCAUUACAGGCUAUUUCAUUACAGGCUAUUUCAUUACGGGUUAUUUCAUUACAGGCUAUUUCAUUACGGGCUAUUUCAUUACGGGUUAUUUCAUUACGGGCUAUUUCAUUACGGGCUAUUUCAUUACGGGCUAUUUCAUUACGGGCUAUUUCAUUACAGGCUAUUUCAUUACAGGCUAUUUCAUUACAGGCUAUUUCAUUACAGGCUAUUUCAUUACAGGCUAUUUCAUUAUAGGCUAUUUCAUUACAGGCUAUUUCAUUACAGGUUAUUUCAUUACAGGCUAUUUCAUUACAGGCUAUUUCAUUACAGGUUAUUUCAUUAUAGGCUAUUUCAUUACAGGCUAUUUCAUUACAGGUUAUUUCAUUACGGGCUAUUUCAUUACGGGCUAUUUCAUUACAGGCUAUUUCAUUACAGGCUAUUUCAUUACAGGCUAUUUCAUUACGGGCUAUUUCAUUACGGGCUAUUUCAUUACGGGUUAUUUCAUUACGGGCUAUUUCAUUACGGGCUAUUUCAUUACGGGCUAUUUCAUUACGGGCUAUUUCAUUACGGGCUAUUUCAUUACGGGCUAUUUCAUUACGGGCUAUUUCAUUACGGGCUAUUUCAUUACGGGCUAUUUCAUUACGGGCUAUUUCAUUACAGGCUAUUUCAUUACAGGCUAUUUCAUUACAGGCUAUUUCAUUACAGGCUAUUUCAUUAUAGGCUAUUUCAUUAUAGGCUAUUUCAUUACAGGCUAUUUCAUUACAGGUUAUUUCAUUACAGGCUAUUUCAUUACAGGCUAUUUCAUUACAGGUUAUUUCAUUAUAGGCUAUUUCAUUACAGGCUAUUUCAUUAUAGGCUAUUUCAUUAUAGGCUAUUUCAUUACAGGCUAUUUCAUUACAGGUUAUUUCAUUACAGGCUAUUUCAUUACAGGCUAUUUCAUUACAGGCUAUUUCAUUACAGGCUAUUUCAUUACGGGCUAUUUCAUUACGGGCUAUUUCAUUACGGGCUAUUUCAUUACGGGCUAUUUCAUUACGGGCUAUUUCAUUACGGGCUAUUUCAUUACGGGCUAUUUCAUUACGGGCUAUUUCAUUACGGGCUAUUUCAUUACGGGCUAUUUCAUUACGGGCUAUUUCAUUACGGGUUAUUUCAUUACGGGCUAUUUCAUUACGGGCUAUUUCAUUAUAGGCUAUUUCAUUACAGGUUAUUUCAUUACAGGUUAUUUCAUUACAGGCUAUUUCAUUACAGGCUAUUUCAUUGCAUUCUCCGGAGUGAGAAACAGUCACUUAACCAACUGAGCCACGAAUAGUCGGCAGAACCCAGAAGAUGAGGCAGACACAGCAGUACUUGAGACGGUGUAUUUAAUGAAGUAAAAAGUGAAGUUCUUCAGGAAAACAUGUAACUCCACAACCUCAAAAGGAAUUCCACAAGAACAAAGGUAAUCCUCCAAGACAAAAAAGGUAAAUCCACAAGGUGGAAGGAAUAGCACAAAAAGCCUCAAAAGAUACUCAGAAACAAACAAACAAGAACAAAAAAACAGAAUUCCACAAGAGAGUCCACCGGGAUCAACAAGAGUUCUCAGAGUACUAGGGCUGGGUGCUAACAUACAAACACAGAGCAAAGAACAGAGGAAAACAAAGGGUUUAAAUACAAUCAGGGGAAACGAGGCACAGGUGCAAAUAAUAAUGGGGAUCAAGGGAAAACAAAAGGUCAAAAGGCACAAUGGGCAUCUAGUGACCAAAAACCGGAACAACCCUGGCCAAAUCCUGACAAUUUCAUUACAGGCUAUUUCAUUACAGGCUAUUUCAUUACAGGUUAUUUCAUUACAGGCUAUUUCAUUACAGGCUAUUUCAUUUCACACUAAUGAUGGGAAAGAAGGUGGAGGCAUAGCUAGAGUUGUUAUUUUCCAGGCAAAAGCGCACACACACACUCAUGAUAGUUUAUUUAUUCACUACCACACGGUGAAGUUUUGAUUAGAAUUAUCGCUGAGUAAUGCAUCAUAUUUAACAUGACGAAUACAGGUUAAUCUGUAAUAUUGUGUUUGUUAAAGAACAUGGUCAUCUUUUACAAUAUAACGACAACAUGAAUGCUUAUUUGACCAGUGGCUCAAUAAAAUUGCAUCAAUAAGUG